AAUGGGCAAUCGGCCAUGUCCAUUGCACAACGACUCGGCUACAUCUCCGUAGUUGAACUGUUGAGGCACGUGACUAAACAACCGGAAGUGAUACCAUCUGUAGACGAAAAAUACAAAGUUGUCGUACCGGAAGUGAUGCAAGAGGCGGCCAUGUCUGACUCUGAAGACGAAGGAGGUACGAGCCAUCAAUCGCUAAUUUAUUCGUUACUUUAUCUAAAUUUUACUACCAAACCUUCUUAUAAUUCGUUUUCGCAAUUUUAUCCAUUUCAUUAA
This is a messenger RNA of Helobdella robusta, 273 nucleotides long. RefSeq lists its product as hypothetical. The annotation marks the transcript as partial. The transcript has a single exon. The record is from RefSeq and is a predicted model, not a curated record. NCBI's taxonomy places the organism in Eukaryota, Metazoa, Annelida, Clitellata, Rhynchobdellida, Glossiphoniidae.